CAGGAAUAAUUGUAAACAAAUUGAUUACAACUCAAAUAAGGUUUUCAAUUGAAUAUUUGACAAAAUGGCAAGUGGUUGUACUGUUACAUCUAAGAUCUGUCUGAUACUUGUUGGUCUGAUUUUCUGGGGAGCAGCAGCAGGACUAUGUUUUGUUGGAUCUUGGGUAUAUUCUACCUAUUCUCACUAUGAUGAAAUAGCAGAAGCCAGUUUAACUCUGGUUCCAGCUGCUAUUAUAGUUACUGUAGGAGUCUUUAUGUUUAUCAUUGGAUUAAUUGGCUGUAUUGCUGCAUGUAAAGAAAGCAAGUGCAUAUUAGCAGUGUUCUUCAGUUUGAUUCUAUUGGUAUUUUUGGCUGAAGUGACAGCCGGUGUGACUGGUUAUUUGUAUAGAAAAGAUGUUAAAAGAACAGUGUCAGACGGUCUACAUAACAGUAUUAACAGAUAUAAUGAAACCAUUCAAAAAGAUCAGGUUGAUUAUGUACAACAGGAGCUGAAAUGCUGUGGUGUGAACAAUGCUAGUGACUGGUUGACGUCUGCCUACUGGGGACAUGAACAUAAAAAUAUAGUACCAACAAGUUGCUGUAGUAAUAAUAACUGUACUGGAUCGUUGGUUCCUAGAGAUCCUCUUGUCUUUAAAGAGGGGUGUUUGCCUUUAGUGGAAGAUAAAUUCAACUCUAACCUUGUAUAUAUUGCCAGUUUUGCUGUAGCUUUUGCUGUUAUUCAGAUUUUGGGAUUGAUCAGUGCUUGUAUCUUGUUAUGCAGAAGUCAAGAAGUGAGAUAUGAAGCUUUAAAUAGUGCUGAGAGAAAUGGUCUAAGAGUUUAAAGUAUUCAACUUUAUUUUAUAAUAUGAAAAGGCUGCUACUUAAAGCUAAUGGCAAAUAGCAAAUUCAUCGAAAAAUUAUUAUUUCUGUUUUGAUACACAGCUUUUUGGCUACUUUUGCAAUUUCUGUGUUUUUUUUGACAAUCUCUUCUGUUCUUGAAAUAUAAACUUUGUCAUGAUAUUUAUUUUUGAAAUGAAAAAUUACGGUUUCGGUCUUUUCAUAUUAUACUUUACUUUAUUUCACUGGUCAAAUUCCAUCCACACUUAGAUGUCUUACAACAGUUUUAUUGUAGACCAUUUCAUAGUGCUCAAACGGUUACUGAUUUUUACUAUUCACAGAUUCUUAGCUACUAUUUGCUGAUCUGAAGGAGUAGAAAGUAUAUCUGGUUACUUACAAUGUAUUCAUGGUUACAGAUUUUGGAAAAAAAAAAUUCCAAAAAUCUUUUUUUGUGAAGUCGAUAAUAUAAGACAUUCUGCAACUGUUUAUGAAAAUUUGACCAACCUUAAAUUUUGUGCUAAAAUUUUGUGAUAUUUGGCCAUUACAUGCAGCCCCUUUGUUAGGGUGGGGUCCGUGGGGGCUGAGUCCCAGCAAGUGAGAAUUAAGUCCCAGUAAACCUUCAUUUCAGCAGAGAUUGAUUCAUUUACAGUGUCUUUUAAAAAAUCAAAAAGAUAUAGAUUUUGAUACGUUUUUAGCCCUUCAAAAUUGUCAGAAAUGAGUUCUCUGGGCCUUUAAUUCUUCAAAUUUUUUGAGUACAAAAUCUGAGCCCCAAUACCAAUUCAUAUCUGGUGAUGGGGCUGAAAUACAUGUAGGCCUAUCUGUAUAGUAAAUUUGAUUGGUUUGUGAUUGCUGCAAGCUAAUCUGGAGUUACUCGUUUGAGCACUAAUUUUAAUACUCAUUAUAUUGUAAGAAAUAUUGUACUCGUGCGUGGCUAUUAUUAUCAAGACUGGAUAUAGUCUGAUCGAGACCUGGAAACAGUUCUUUUUACUGGUCAACCUUCAAAGCAUUAUUGAAUUUUAUGAUAAGAUUUUCUGUGAAAUGGGACCCUAACUUACAUUAAUCCAUGUUCAAGUAAUGUAUGGUUAGAUAAAUUGAAUAUUUGGUUAUUGAAAUGAUGCAAGUCAGGUAUUGAUUGUGUUCAUACAACUUCUGCCAUAAAACAAAAUGGAACGCACGUGACAAAAGUUUCUGAAUGUGUCUGAAAAUUUGAGAUUUUUGUUUCAGGUCAGACUAUUUUCAGUCUUUAUUUUUUUAUGUAUUGAUGUAAACAUUGGUGGAAAUGGCUGUAAAAUCAUUAGAUUCUUGUUUUAGUCAGUAAUUUAAAAUUUUUACUAGUUUUGAUGUGGUAUGAAGGAAGAUCACUAUGGGUUAGUUUUUGGUGUCAUUUGGUUCAUUCUUCUUUUCAGGAUUGCAUUGUUUGAUCGUUUUUUAAUUGUUCACAAUUAUUAAUUCUUAUGAAUCACCUAACAAUCCUGGAUAUGUAUUCUCAAAAUGAUAUUAGUCCUGUUUUUCCUAGGGUCUUAUCUUCUAACACUGUUUCUAAGAUACCCUAAGACUAAGAUCAUUUUGAGUUUAUCUGGCCUGGGUCUCUGCAUCUCAAAUUGGCGAAAAAUGAAUGAUCUUUGAUAAAAAAUUGUCUGAAAUGUGAUAUAUACUGUUAUAAUUCUUAUUUUUUGCUCUUUUUUAUUUAUGAUUAUUAGUGGUGUAUUCUUAGUGUUUAUAGUGAAGGUUUGUUGUUGUAUAUGCUAGAAUUACUAACAAUUGUUUAUUAUAUUAUUACAUUACCUUGUAAGCUUAUGUAUUAAAGGUAUAUUACCUCUUAAGAUGACCAAAAAAUUAAAUUUUUAAACUUAAAAUGAGUCUUUGUUCAUCAGGGGACUUACCUGAUGUUAUAACUAAUUAAUAACUACAGGUAAUUUUGAAAUAUGCUCAGAAGUGUGUUUCAAUGAUUACUUAGUUUAAUGGAUAUAUUGCCUUAUAUAGAGAAGUCCAACUAAUGAAAAUACAGUAUACACUUGUUGACCAAGUUUGAGACAUUAAAUUUUAUGUCCAUUCUAAGAGGUAGUAUCUUUUUAAGUAAGCUUUAGAUUGGGAUCUUAUGAUUUUCUUGGUUUUACACAAGGAUCUGAUCUUGUGCAGUAAAGAUAUUUCUGCACAUUCAGGGACAAAUCUAAAAAUAUAGACAAAUAUUGUAGACUUGAACAGACAAGUUCUCUGGGGAAAUUACUGGUAUUACUUGGCAAGUCCAGAUUACCUAGUCUAUUUACCUACUAACUGUAAGACUGGUUGUUCAGACAUUCUUCACUGUUUUCUGAACAUGCAUAGUAACCUGUACCUGUAUUGGAAUAAUUUUAUGUAGGGUUGCCUAUGGGCAAUGGAUGGAGGUUUUCUGAACUUUUAAUAUGUAUAUCGGGGACACUAGCAUCAAUUUGCACCACUCUACAAAAAGAAGUGUUUUAACGACGUUUAAUCACAAAAUUUUCUUGAAUAAGGCACUCUCUGAUCAAACACUUAGGUUAAGUGGAUUGCAGGAACCACAGGCAUAUUACUACAAAAUUUGAAUAGUGGAAAAUGAUUCUAUCAGUGUCCCCAAUACACAUAAAAAAUUUUAGUUUUUGGUGUCAGAUCUGUUUUUUUUUUUAAUAGAUUUUCCUCUUUUUAGUUUGUAGGGUUCUGUCUAUGAAGCUUUAAGAAUGACCCAAAUAUUUGUCUUUUUGUCAAAUGUUAGUCUAUAUGCUUUCAGUAUAUUUAAUAAUUCCAUGCACAAUAAAACAUUAUAGAAAACAACU
Messenger RNA from Lottia gigantea (owl limpet), 3604 nucleotides. RefSeq lists its product as hypothetical. The transcript has 8 exons. The coding region runs from base 65 to 820 and encodes 251 amino acids. NCBI's taxonomy places the organism in Eukaryota, Metazoa, Mollusca, Gastropoda, Lottiidae. The record is from RefSeq and is a predicted model, not a curated record. Gene Ontology annotation, biological process: regulation of vascular endothelial growth factor signaling pathway; protein localization to plasma membrane; protein maturation. Gene Ontology annotation, cellular component: membrane.